AUGAUUAAGUAUAGUAAAAAAUAUAUUAGAUUUUUAAAUUUGAAUUAUUGUAGAUUUUCAAGUUUAAAAACUAAAGCAUAUGAUGUGAUUGACCAUCAUUAUGAUGCUGUCAUAGUUGGUGCAGGAGGAGCAGGAUUACGAUCAGCUUUAGAAUUAUCUAAAAAUAAAUAUAAGGUAGCAUGUAUAAGUAAAUUAUUUCCAACUAGAUCACAUACUGUAGCAGCACAAGGAGGUAUAAAUGCUGCUUUGGGUAAUAUGACAGAAGAUGAUUGGAGGUGGCAUGCUUAUGAUACUAUUAAAGGAUCAGAUUGGCUUGGAGAUCAAAAUGCUAUACAAUAUAUGUGUAGAGAAGCACCAGAAUCUGUUUUAGAAUUAGAGGAGUUUGGACUUCCAUUUUCAAGAACUAAAGAUGGUAAAAUAUAUCAAAGAGCUUUUGGUGGGCAAAGCUUAAAAUAUGGAAAAGGAGGGCAGGCAUAUAGAUGUGCUGCUGCUGCUGAUAGAACAGGACAUGCUAUGUUACAUACUUUAUAUGGACAAUCAUUAUCACACAACUGUGUAUUUUUUGUUGAAUAUUUUGUAUUAGAUUUAUUAAUGUUAAAUCCUAAAGAAUGCAUUGGUGUUAUAUGUAUUAACAUAGCAGAUGGUAAAAUUCAUAGAUUCUUUACUCCUCAUACAGUUAUUGCUACUGGUGGUUAUGGUAGAGCAUAUCUCUCUUGUACAUCUGCUCAUGCAUGCACUGGAGAUGGAAAUGCAAUAGUUGCAAGAAGCAAAUUACCUCUUCAAGAUUUGGAGUUUGUACAAUUUCAUCCUACUGGUAUAUUUCCUGCUGGAUGUUUAAUAACAGAAGGUUGCAGAGGAGAAGGAGGAAUUUUAAGAAAUAAGGAAGGAGAAGCUUUUAUGAUGAGAUAUGCACCUAAAGCUAAAGAUUUAGCUAGUCGAGAUGUUGUUAGUAGAGCCAUGACUAUAGAGAUAAAUGAACAUAGGGGAUGUGGUCCUAAUGGUGACCAUAUAUAUCUUGACUUAACACAUUUACCAUAUGAAACAUUAAAAGAAAGACUUCCUGGUAUAAUGGAAACGGCUAAAAUAUUUGCAGGAGUUGAUGUUACUAAGCAGUAUAUACCUGUUUUACCAACUGUUCAUUAUAACAUGGGAGGAAUACCUACAAAUUAUAAAACUCAGGUGUUAACACAAAAUGUAAAUCUUAAUAAAUUUAAAAAUAUUUCAAAUGAUGAUAUUAUUGUUAAAGGACUUUAUGCGGCUGGAGAAGCUGCUUCAGCAUCUGUUCAUGGAGCAAAUCGAUUAGGUGCAAAUUCAUUAUUAGAUAUUGUAGUAUUUGGUAAAAGAGCCGCAUUAACAAUAAUGGAGAUUGAUAGCCCCAAUAUCCCCAAAAUAAAUACCAACACAAAUAUAGGUGAAGAAACUAUACAGAGAUUAGAUGAAAUAAGAUUUAAUAAAGGAAGUAUUCAUACAGCCGACUUGAGAAAAAAAAUGCAAAUUUGUAUGCAAAAACAUGCUGCUGUUUUUCGUAUUGGUCCAUUAUUAGAAGAAGGGUAUAAACAGAUACUUGAUAUAUGUUCGAAUUUUAAAGAUAUAUAUGUCAAAGAUAAAGGUUUAACAUGGAAUACAGACUUACUAGAAACUCUUGAACUUGAAAAUUUAUUAACACAGGCUACCCAAACUAUAUUAGCUGCAGUACACAGAAAAGAAUCUAGAGGAGCUCAUGCACGUGAUGACUUUCCUGAAAGAGAUGACCAGAAUUUUUUAAAACAUUCUUUAACUUGGAUGACAGAAAGAAAUAUUGAAAAUGCAAAGUUUUUUACAACUUAUAGAAAUGUUAUUACAAAACCUUUAGAUAAUGAAAUGGAAUAUAUUCCUCCUGUUAAAAGGGUUUACUAA
Plasmodium gallinaceum is the source of this 1896-nucleotide messenger RNA. RefSeq names its product flavoprotein subunit of succinate dehydrogenase, putative (gene SDHA). The coding region runs from base 1 to 1896 and encodes 631 amino acids. NCBI's taxonomy places the organism in Eukaryota, Apicomplexa, Aconoidasida, Haemosporida, Plasmodiidae. The record is from RefSeq and is a predicted model, not a curated record. The transcript has a single exon. Gene Ontology annotation, biological process: tricarboxylic acid cycle; mitochondrial electron transport, succinate to ubiquinone. Gene Ontology annotation, molecular function: succinate dehydrogenase (quinone) activity; electron transfer activity; flavin adenine dinucleotide binding.